AUGACUGGCAUGACUGAGGGCUUUACUGUUGACCCUGUCGAGCAUAGAAACAGUUACGUCCGGUCGCCACUGCCAACCAGAGUCCGGAGUGCCUGCGAAAGUGCGAUCCUGUUCGGCCUUGCUCGGUGUGUGUCCGAGCCAAUGUGGAUUGCCGACCACUUCCAACUACCCGACCACGAAGGGCCACUCUGCCGAAACGGCCGGGUUCUAAAAGAAAACCUCGAACUGACCGACAUCGAUCUAAUCUGUCCCCGGCGAGCCUCACCGAAAGAUGCGCAUCCUAGGGGCGAUGAUGCUGACUUCCAUGCUGGCGGAGCGGAUAUGCCUUCGUCUCUCAACUGCGGUGAAGCCGAAUCCGCCAUAGGAAUUGCUCGAAGAAUCUGUCAACUUGGCAGCCAUAACAUUGAUGAACAAACCACAUCCGCCAUACCCGGCUACCAGGCCAGCACCGGUGGUUCCACCGCAAAUUCGGCAACAGGUCAACGGAUUCCGAUAUCUUCCGUCUUGGGCCGGCCGUUCCCUCCUAUGGAGCUUGUAUACAGUCUAUUGGAAGAUUAUUUUGAUGCCGUGCACUGGUUUUCUCUUGCUGUUUACGAGCCGAAAUUCAGAAAGAGCCUCCUUUCCAUCGCGGAUGGUUCUGCAUACCCCUCACAAAGACCGUUUCUCGUGCUGUUAGCCAUGAUGCUUGGAAUGGCAUCGUGGUACCGAUCCCAGAGGAGUUGCACAGAUCCAGCCGAUAACAGCGAUGACAUGAAGAAAUUGAGUGCAGACUUGUUGGCACUGGUUGAGUCAAACCUAGUGGAAUUGAUGGACCAACCCUCAGUCACCUCGGCGCAGACAUGCAUCCUCUUAGGCUCGCAUCACGUCUAUCACGGCCGUCCAAAUCUCUCCUUUUCUUUGUUAGGGGCGACCAUAAAGAUGUCUCAGUCUUUGGGGAUGCACCGAGGACUUCUACGGGGUGAUUUUGAAACAAUCGAGGAAAGAAAAAGAGUGUGGUGGACGAUUUACACAUGGGACAGAUUCGCGUCAAUUACCUAUGGUCGGCCACUGGGCAUCAACGACAAGGAUUGCAAUCUUGACAUGCCAGCGGAUGUGUUUGAAAACCCGCAUUUUGUUACUCCAGCCUCCGGUCAGGCUAGCCCCAUAUGCUAUUCAACUUACCAGCGGGAGUUAAACCAGCUCUACUUGAUUGCAUCGCCUGCGCUCAAGACCGUUUUCGGCUCACGUACUCUAAGGACGUCCGAACAGCUAAACGGUGACACAUAUUUUGCACUAGUCAGACACGUCACUGAGAAUCUCCAAAAAUGGCGAUCCUGCCUACCAAGUCAUUUAACUUUGGAUCUUAAUCGGGACUUCGAUCCCGAUGAUAGGCCGGGCUUGAGGGCAUACGCCCUGCAGUCUCUAUCGCUACAACUGACUUAUGACAAUGUGCUCAUCGUACUGCAUCGACCUUUGUUAGCACGGCAGGUUGAUCAUCUAUAUAAUAAGCAAUCACCGGGGGAAAGAACAGAAAACAUUAUGUACCAUCCGAGCAGCGAACCCUCCGCCCAGUCGAACUUAUCUCCCAACUCGGCAUUUCCCAAUACCCAGACCACAAGUCCCGAUCUAUGGAUGAAUGCCGCAACAAGAACAUCGAGGGUGACAGAAAUGCCGGCUCUAGCCCAGCUCGCCACCGACAGCCAUCUCUGUGCAUUUCUUGCCAUCAACCUAUUCAAUGCCGCGAUCGUGUUGGCUGUGAUGGCUCUCUCAGAGCCCCUUUCCGAUACUGCGCAGGAAGUGAAGCGAACAAUUACCCGCAUUCUUCGUUUGCAAGAUCUGCUUGGAAGACGGUCUGCACUGUCAAAACAAAGCACGGCUGUGCUGAAGAAUGUUGUCAUCAUGCUCCUCCGUCGUGAAUCGGCGGCCAUGCUUGCUCCCAUUACGGGAGCAACCCAAUCAAGCCAACUAGUGGGUCAUCAGUCUUUACAGACCCUGGCAGAUCCGUCGUUGAUUUCUGUUGAAGACACACUUCGGAUGCCGCUCGAUGCGGCAUGGGAUUCUCGCAAUCCUCUUGAUAGAGACCAACGUCUGCCGGACCUCAGCAGGGCUGAUCGCCUGAACAAUAGCUUAACAUCUGUCCAAUAUGCCUUGGGUCCAGGGGAUCGCUCUGCCGGUAUUCAUGUUGGAGAUAGCCUUCAACCUCGUGAGUUUGUUGAGCCAGGCAUACCGGCACAUGAAGUAUGGCAGCUGCCAGCAGAAUACGAUUGGAAUAUGCCUGGCCUGUCUCGGGAACCGGUGGAAAACAAUCACCAGGAUAGUGUUGAAGGCGGGUUGUAUUGGUUAUGGGACAUGACGUGGAAUGGGGUUGGAGGGUAA
Penicillium mononematosum is the source of this 2355-nucleotide messenger RNA. RefSeq names its product fungal specific transcription factor domain-containing protein. Gene Ontology annotation, biological process: DNA-templated transcription. The record is from RefSeq and is a predicted model, not a curated record. Bases 1 to 2355 code for a protein of 784 amino acids. Gene Ontology annotation, molecular function: DNA binding; zinc ion binding. NCBI's taxonomy places the organism in Eukaryota, Fungi, Ascomycota, Eurotiomycetes, Eurotiales, Aspergillaceae. The transcript is spliced from 5 exons.